Messenger RNA from Anopheles darlingi, 3199 nucleotides. RefSeq names its product Kv channel-interacting protein 4-like. The transcript has 7 exons. NCBI's taxonomy places the organism in Eukaryota, Metazoa, Arthropoda, Insecta, Diptera, Culicidae. The record is from RefSeq and is a predicted model, not a curated record. Gene Ontology annotation, molecular function: calcium ion binding. Bases 515 to 1507 code for a protein of 330 amino acids.
CUACGGUAACCCGUUUUCCCCGGGAGGACGUCUCGUUAACGGUUUGUCAGUUAAUGUGCUUGGUCCUUUGCAAUACGACCUUCUCAAACAGUGCCACCGAAAAGAGGGAAUAGUGCCACGAACAGUACGAACGUCAGCCAGUGAUUGUGUUUGACAGUUUUCUCGAAGGCAACGGAAACUCCAUUUAACCGAACGAACGUAUCCGCGGCUUGUGCAGCAGUGAUUGUGCUUCGCUCCGGUACCCUCCCCGAACAGUGAAAACAGGACAGAAAACGAACAAAUCGAAUCCAAAAACAAGAACACAAAAUACGGUGACUUUUUUUGUAACCUGAAACAGGAAACUACCGGCCAGCUAAAUCGUGCCAGCGAUCUCCUUUUGGCACGCACCGAUGCAGUAACGAGUCACGAGUGGCAGCCGGGCGUAAAUCUAGCAAAAAUCCGUGUACCUUCCCUCCAUCUGGUGUCUGGUGUGUUUCACGUGGGUGACUAGAGCGGACAAUAGCACCAGUGAAGCAUGGAAGCGGUAGCGAAACCAUCGUCCACCCGAUCGCAACAGGUGCAGCAGCAGCAGAUAGCGAUCGAAAUUAUCAGCGAACCGGCAGCACCGCCGCAGCAACAGCCCAAGCAGCAGCUGCAACACCAGGAAUUACAAGCACACACGUUGCUUCAGCAGUGUCAGCAACAGCAGCAGCAGCAGCAGUCAUCAGUCCCUACACCAAAUGUCGACAUCGUGCUGCGAGAGUCGACGCGCGGCAAUCUGGUGAGCCGGAAGAAACCCUCGACCGGAGCGGACGGUAAAAAGGGUUCGCAUAAGAGCGGCAAGGAUGAGGGGAAGGGCGAGGGCAAGUCCGUCUAUCGGAAGUUCUUCAAGCGCAUCAAAACCAUCCUGGACGGUGCGGAUCCGGCGGCCAGCAGCAAACCGGAAGCGGAGGAUCUGCCCGUACCGGCGCGCUACUAUCCGGACUCGCUGGUCGAGCUGACGCGCACGGCCCGCUUCACCGAGGACGAGAUCAAGCGAAUAUACCGGGGCUUCAAGGCCGAGUGUCCGACCGGCAUCGUCAAGGAGGAUACGUUCAAGGGCAUCUACUCGCAGUUCUUCCCGCUCGGUGCGAGCAGUGGCCAGUACGCACACUACGUCUUCAACUCCAUCGAUCUGGACCGGAAUGGCUCAUUAAGCUUCGAGGAGUUCGUCGCCAACCUAUCGAUCCUGCUGCGUGGCACGGUAGACGAAAAACUCCAGUGGACGUUCUCGCUGUACGACAUCAAUGGGGACGGUUGCAUCACGAAGGAGGAAAUGAAGGAGAUCGUGACGGCCAUCUACGAGCUGAUGGGCAAGGUACCGGAGGGAUGCGAGGAGGAGCAAGCCAUCAAGGAGAAGGUCGAACGGUUGUUCGAGAAAAUGGAUCGCAACUGCGAUGGCAAGAUCACGCUGGACGAGUUCAUCGAGUGCUGCACGAAGGACGAAAGCAUCCGCCGAUCGAUAGCCGUAUUCGAUACCAUCUUCUAAGGCCCCAAGGGCACGAUGGCCACACUUCCACUUUCAGAAACAGUUCAAAAACUCUUUUUCUAAACUUCAUAUCCGGGAAUGGGUUGGGCUGGGAAGGGAAUGGGCUGGGGAUGGAAAGGAUGCGAACUCGCUCCCCCCUCCCCAAUCUCUAUCUUAGAACUAGAACGAAGAGAAUUUUGAUGUUACACACUUUGCAUAUUCUAUAUCCUGUUGCUAGUUGAUCUGGGUUACGGUAGCAAAGCUAUGCUCACACAUACCGCUUCCAAUUUGACGCCAUAGGCCGGUAGAUACAAUCGUACAGGAACACAUUCUUACAUCAAUGUAUCCCCUGGAAACACGGCGAAUUUUUGGGGGAGUGCGGCAUAGGUAGCGACUAGGACUUUUUAGACUUUAGAACGGUUCUCCCUUACAUUUUCUACACCGUUCACAUCGUUUAACCGGUUUCAUCCGGUGUUCAGGCUCCUUCCCAUUUCACGCCCGUUCCUUGCCCUACUUUUUCCAUUGCAUUGCGAUUUUAAAAAGGCGGUUAUAGUAGUGGGCAUAAGCUGAACUAAUACAUCUUGUAUCUCUUGAACUUUUGAAAGUCUUCACGAUCAAAUGUACUCGAAGGUGUUGCCAACAAAGCAUCAUGGUGGCGCAUGGCGCCGCGCUUCCGAUUUCUACCCUUUUUCCAGUGUUUGUCCACUUUCGGCCACACCAACGGCCACUUCCUUCCUUUCAUGUUGGUUGCAAACUGUAUGUGUUUGUUAGUAAGUGUUUACGUGUAUGUGUGUGUGUAUGUAUGUAUGUAUGCAUGUAUGUGUGCGUGCGGUAUCUUGGCUAAAGGUAUCGUUAGAGCAACGUGCGCGAGCUCAAACUUAUCGCUUCCUACAAAGGUACGGCUAGAGUACCGGAUGUAGCGAGCGCGUACAGGGGCAGUUAGGGUAUAUAUGGUUUUCGAUGGGUUUUUUUUUGGAAUGUGAUUUAUAUCCUUGCGUGUAGUUCUGACUCUCACCGAUUGGGCAUGAAAUCCAGUUGUUUUCCACACACCAGCACCUCUUUGUUGUGGCUUUUCCCAGGGAAAAGUGUUAUGCAGGGCCCUUUCUCGAUAUGACUCGAUCGGGAAAGGCGGGAAGCUGGAGGUGUUGCAAGGAAGCAAGGCAACGGUGGCGUCGGGGGCGGACCGUAUUAACCACUAAACGAGUUUACAGGAAAUGAAAUGAUAUAAAAAGUAAUUCAAGAAAAUACAAUAUUGUUAUUUAUUUAGUAAAACGAUUUAAGAAACUAGAAAUGGAGAGAGCUGCUCCUCGGCUACGCCACACACAAUAUAUCUGCCGAUCAUGAGCAUAGCAUGAGGUGGGGUUGACGAGUUUACCAUCUACUACACAUUUUGCAUGCCUCUAAAUGUUUCCAAUUGUUGUUGUCUCUUGAUUAAAAAAGAAAACUCUUAAAGCAGCAACGCGUCUCCAAGUGUGAUGUGGAAUGGCACGAGGUGGGUUUCUUUAAAGUCGGAAAAGCUUAGAGGGUCGGGCAGGACAAGAGUUCUGGUACACUUCUCACGCCGCGUUCAAACAGCAGCAAUAGAAUAAAAGCGAGAGCGCUACUCCUUUGACCACACCAAAUAUCACCAGACACCGGGCUUUCGACACUCCAUUUCAGUUGUUUCGAUGUUUGUAAUAUGAAAUCCGUAUUUCCAUAUUAUCAACUAAUAAA